AUGGAAGCUGCCAUUUUGUCUCGUCCUCAUUCAUUUUUUACCUCUUUUCUUCGUUCUCCUUCCUUGCAUUUCUUAGCCAAUAUUUUCUUCCUCUCUUUUCUUUUCUCUAUAUCCAGAUAUAUGCCUCAUCCCUUAUUUUUUUACCAUACUGUAGUUUUCGUUCGUACGUCACUUACAUGUUUUUCCGUCGUUUGCACUUCCCUGUUAUUCUGUUUCUAUCUUCAUGCCAUGAUUCCUUCCAUCACUAUUACAAGUUACACUUCUAACAUUAUAACUUCUUUCUUUCUUUCUUUCUUUCUUUCUUUCUUUCUUUCUUUCUUUCUUUCUAUCUUUCGUUCUUUCGUUCUUUCUUUCUAUCUUUCUGUCUUUCCUUCUUUCUGUCUUUCUUUCUUUCUUUCUUUCUUUCUAUCUUUCUUUCUUCAUAUUUAUAAAUUUCUUUCUUUUUUUGUAUUACCCAUCGUUAUUCUUGCAAUAUAA
Messenger RNA from Acanthosepion pharaonis, 477 nucleotides. NCBI's taxonomy places the organism in Eukaryota, Metazoa, Mollusca, Cephalopoda, Sepiida, Sepiidae. The record is from the annotation of a GenBank genome assembly.